AUUUAGGCUGCGGGUUUCACGAGAUAUUCGGGUCUUUCUCGGACUCUAACCGACAUAAUAAUUAUGUCGGUUUGAAAGUGGUGCCACGUACCGAUUCGCUAUAUACAAACGAGGAAGUGGUCUACAUUUCUUUUGCCUCACAAUUCACAAUCGAUUCUCUAUUUAGGGUUCCCAAUUCAAGUAAAUUAGGGCUUUUUCCUCUAGUGAAUUAUUAUUACCAGCUGAAACAAUGGAGUUAACAAAGGAAUCGGAAAGUUUGCUCGACAAAAUUCGGCCACCGCUUCUCGAAGAUGCAGGCCUCGAAGAUUGUGCUCUACCACCGGAAUUAAUCAAAGAGGCAUUUUUCAAAGCCGCCACCGCCGUACGAUCUAUGAUUUCUCUAUCAGACGACGAAGACGAAUCAUUCGAAGGCCAGUGUGUUAAAACUCCAUCGCCAAUCGAGGAUUCUACCAAGGAUGCUCUUGUAGGAAUCACGGAGGGUAUUGACAACAUUCCCGGAAGAUGUAUUACGGAGAAGGGCAGCGGCGGUGAAGUGCCGGAAGUAACGAGCGACGUGGUGGCUGGCAAUGAGGAUCCGGAAGAGGGCAGUGACUUGGUGGGUGGAUCAUCUCUUCCGGAAGGAGGUCAAUCUUGUGUGGAUGGACUGCAGGGUUUGGAGAUAGGAGACAAAAGGGGAAAAAUUAAGAAAAAGGAAGAGGAAGAAAGUGAGAAGCCAACUCUAGUUGAAGGUUUUGUAUGAGCAUGUAAUCAUAGUAAGAUAUAAUUCUAAUUUUGCUGCAUAUCUUGUAAAUUUCUUUGAAUAAUUGUAGUACUAGUAUUAGACAUGUACUAAAACAUUUUCUAUUUGAAGUUUAACUGAUGGAAUCAU
This is a messenger RNA of Solanum verrucosum, 868 nucleotides long. RefSeq lists its product as uncharacterized. The record is from RefSeq and is a predicted model, not a curated record. The transcript has a single exon. Lineage: Eukaryota; Viridiplantae; Streptophyta; Magnoliopsida; Solanales; Solanaceae. The coding region runs from base 230 to 739 and encodes 169 amino acids.